GGCUCUCCCCUCUUUUCCAGAGACCCUAUCUCUGGCAUCACCUGUGGCCCUGGAAUUUCUUCUGUUAUCAGCACGCCUAUCCCCCUCCCCACGCCGGUCCCUCCCCCUUCCUCACCCCCACAGGUUUCUCUGAGCUUGGGGAGAUGUUCUUUUGAACCUUGUUCUCCCCUCCUUGGAAGGCCCUACUGCCAAGAAACUGUUCUUUCGGGUUCAGCCCCUCCAAGCCCUUGUUUUGACCGGUGCAGCCUUCUGAGGCCAUGCCCUCUCUGUCCGCGGGGUCCUUACUGCAGCUGCAUCAAUCCCUCAAGACCCCUAUGUUCCUGUCCAUCAAAACCUUGUGACCAGAACACUUACCUUUGCUCCUGUUACCCUUCAGCCCUGGUAGCCGGCCCUGGGACUUGCCCUCCGCUUUCUCAUGUACACUUGGAAACUGAUCCCAUGAUUUCAUCUCUUUUUACUGAUAAGUCCACCAGAACUGGUCCUAUGAUUUCACCUUCCAUUCCUCAUGGGUCCCAGGGAAAUUGCCCCAUAAUUUCACCUCCCCUUACUCACCACUCCAUGGAAACUAGACCUAUACUUACCCCACCCCUUUCUCACAGGGUUCAGGAAACUGGGCAGACGGUUUCCACUCUGCUCUCUCCAUGGUCCUCCCGGAGAAGUUAUAAUGAUCCUCCUCUUUCCCCAGCAUCUUCCCCACCUUCUAGCAGCUUUCGCCAUGGCUGCCUUAAGUCUCCAGACCCUUGUGACCCUAAACCACAGCUUGAUCUGCCCCUUGGGAAAAAUUGUGGCUCCCCACUUUCUUGUCGGGCACGAACAUCUCAGGAGGGCUCUUAUCACUGUUCCCAUCUCCCUUCCCCAGAAGCCCACAGAUCUGCUCCUGGGAGCCCUUGUGCUAUACGCCUACUCCCUCAGUCAUCCUAGAAGUUCCAUUAUGGUUCAUACCUCAAAGUUUUUGUGAGCACUACUCACCUUCUUGGGGUCUGAGAACUCUGCUUAAGUGCCCCUCAACCCUGUGAAUCUGAGCAUUAUGGUGUCAGUCACUGCAUGACCUUAGGCUGCCACAGAGCCCAAAUUGCCUGCCACUCAACUGGCUUUGCAGAAUUUUGACAUGACCUACAGUGUGCAGUUUGGGGAUCUUUGGCCAUCAAUCCGGGUCAGUCUCCUCUCAGAGCAGAAGUAUGGUGCGCUGGUCAAUAACUUUGCCACCUGGGAUCAUGUCUGUGCUGAGCUGGAGCAGCUGAAUGCCAGGGACUUUGUGAAUGAAACCAUCUCCCAUGGGGAACAGGAACCUGAAGGGGGCCAGACUGCGCCUCUGUUCUCUUCCUCUUGGGCCUACAGUCCUAACCUUCGAUGCUUCACUUUCGCCAGAGGGGAUGUCAGCCGCUUUCCUCCUGCCAGGGUUGGCAGUCUGGGUGUCAUGGACUACUACCUGAUGGAUGCUGCUUCCUUAUUACCUGUCUUGGCCCUUGGCCUGCAGCCUGGUGACACUGUGCUUGACCUCUGUGCAGCCCCUGGAGGAAAGACACUAGCUCUGCUGCAGACUGGCUGUUGCCGCAAUCUUGCUGCCAAUGAUCUCUCCACUUCCCGAACUGGCAGACUACAGAAGAUCCUUCACAGCUAUGUGCCGCAAGAUAUUAGAGAUGGGAAUCGAGUUCGAGUUACCUCAUGGGAUGGCAGGAAGUGGGGAGAACUGGAGGGGGACACCUAUGACCGGGUGCUGGUGGAUGUGCCCUGUACUACAGACCGCCACUCCCUUCAUGAAGAGGAGAACAACAUCUUUCAGAGGUCCAGGAAGAAGGAGCGUCAGAUGUUGCCUAUGCUGCAGGUGCAGCUUCUUGCGGCUGGACUUCUUGCCACCAAGCCAGGAGGCCACGUUGUCUAUUCUACCUGUUCACUCUCACACUUACAGAACGAGUAUGUGGUGCAAGGUGCCAUCGAGCUCCUGGCCAAUCAAUACAGCAUCAAGGUUCAGGUUGAAGACCUGACUCACUUCCGAAAGCAUUUUAUGGAUACAUUCUCUUUCUUCCCAUCCUGCCAAGUUGGGGAGAUGGUAAUCCCAAAUCUCAUGGCCAAUUUUGGGCCUAUGUACUUUUGCAAAAUGUGUAGACUGACAUAGCAUCACCCUGUCCUUGGAGCCCUGAUGUAGGGGAGACACAGGGCGUACUCCUGUGGAGGUACCAGAAAUUGAAACCAGUGGCAAAGAUGCACUCUGGGUUUUAUCUUCAUCAUAUGCAAAUCAUUCUAUAGACAGUUUUCAGCCAUAGGAAGUAGGUAUUUUUUGGUCCUGCUGUCCAUUUGUGGAGCAACAGCAGGUUUCUAACUUAGUUUGCUUCCUCCCCCGUCUCCAAGCCUGUGCUUAAGGUUCCUGGGCCAUUAGGGGCUUAGGAAGAAGAGCCAGUUAGCUGGCCACAGAGCACACUUUAAGCUGUAAAAUUGGGAAGAAGCAUUCAGCCAAUAAAAUUGUUGAAGCUCCAUAGAGCUGGGGCUGUAGUUGGGGACCUCAUGUCAGUCCAAGUAUUAUUAGUUUCAUUUGUACCAGCUACUGCCACUGAACACUAGCUCCCAGGUGCCCGAAGCUCAGGAUAGCCUGGGUGCAAAGCCCCUGUCUUGAGAUGAGUUCUGUGUGAUCUGUGGGCCCAAACAAGCAUACCUACUUUCUCCAUAUGCCCCAUGAUCUAAUUUAAGGAACAAGUAACUAAAGGUGUCAAGCCAAUGCAUACUAAUCUCCUUAAUGUUGAGAAAGCUCUUGAGCUAAAUAAUUACAGCCAUUCCUCCUGCUGUCAACAGCACUGUUGCCAUGUGGCUGGGGAAGCUGUUUCGCCAUAGGACUGUGUUACUUUUUUAUGUUUUUUUCUCAUUGUUUAUUCUUCUAUCAGGUCUCCUCGAGCUCCUGCAUGGCAGUUAGCCAGGGAGCUGCUGGAGAUGGGGCAGAUGGAUAUAAAAAGGCUUCCUCAUCCUUUGGAAUGGCAAAGGAUUUGCCAUUUGCCAUUUGCUUUCUGAGCACCUGGGAAUCUCCUGUGUCUUGUUUUGUUGUAGUCUGUUUUGUUUUUUUUCCCCCCUUUGUUCCUGUUCUGUGGCUGAGCUCUGGUGCCAGUUCUUUGGCCCACUCCCAAAUCCCUCAUAGCUCUUCCCUGAAGUCACACAGGGCCUCACCUCACAUAAUGUGUUUGGGGGCAACAUUACAUCAUUUACCUACUAUGUGCUAGUUAUGUUGUAUUAUAACUCUAGCACAAAGAAGGCAAUCCUUUAAUGGCAAGGAUAUUAAAAAUCUCUCAUAGUCACUUGCAGAUAUUGCUUUAUUUCAUUAAAAAUUUUUUUUUGAAAAAUUGGUUCUUGUGCAGAAAAGGGUACAUAAUUUUAAAAUACUUGUGUUCUUUCCUCUUAGCCCCCCUCUUCUUCUGUCACUCCCUUUGUUCUUUAUGCCCUUUUUGUUAAUCUUUAUUUGGGUAUUAGAGGUGUCAGCUGAGAAGGAUUUUAGAUGAGGUUAAGCUUCUCCUUUGUUGGGGUUUGCAUUAUAACUGAGGGCCCUAGAACACCUUCCAGACUCAAAAUUGAGUGAACCUAGGAAGAAAGAGCUCUAGGAAGUGAGAUUCUAAUUAGUCUCCAUGUAUAGUAUAUGGUUCCUGCCUGCUGUUCUGCACUUAGUAUUUGCUGAGUCUGGGAGCCCUCAGGUGCCUGGGCUUCUACCCUUGGCCUCCUGGGUAUCCAGUCUGGUACUAAUUGAAUGCUAAACAGUGAUAAUUUAAGAGGAUAGGGUCUCCUGCCUCUGGGGUCCAGUCUAAUUGGGGACAGACAGACCCAGGUAAAAAAAGCAAAGAACUACUUCUAUAAUUAAACAUUUACCUAUCCUGCAAUCCAGUUAUUACACUACUAGGAAUAAAUCCAAGAGAAACUAAUACAUGUACACCAGUGAGCACCUGCAGUCCUGUUCACAAAAGCAAACCAAAAUGCCCAUGAGCAAGAGAAUGGACAAAUAAAUUGGAAUAUUUGCACAAUGGAAUAUUACAUAGUUGUCAAACAAAUGAACCACAGUGACACAUAACAAUGUGUAUUAAUCUUCAUGUAAAAAAAAGGAAAAAGUUUAGUUUCAAAGAUGAAAUGCAGCAUGUUCUUUUAAAAAAAACUUCCUUUUGGGUCUCCCUGGUGGCGCAAGGGGUUAAGCACUACACUAUGAAGCAAUCCGCAGCUCUGCAGCACGAGUUCGAUCCCCAGCCGGCCAGGGUGAAACCCACAUGGCGCAGCAGACCUUUCCUGACUCGCCCGCUGCUCCCCUCAGCAGUGUACUUUGGUCAAUCUGCCUGUUCUGCUCCUCACUCUAUCUCUUGUGAAUUCUCUCACCCUCCCACAUCUCUAGCCAGUACCCCAGCUCUUGUAUGCAUAAAUAAAUCUUUUUAAAAAAAUAAAAAUAAAAAAACUUCCUUUUUAUCUAGAUACAAUAUAAUUUAAAUUUUUAAACAUAAUGAAUUCUGACAAUUUGUUUGUGAUAGUGUAAACAUCAUCACUAUCAAAAUACAGAAAAUAAUUCCAUCUCCUAAAAAAUUUCCUUAUGUUCUUUUGCUCUAAAUCCCCUGCCCCACCUUUGUCCCAGGUAAUCAUUGAUCUGCCUUCUGUCACUAUAGUUUUGCCUAUUCUAGAAUUUUGUGUUGUGGAGAAUAGAGUUGCUUUAUAGCUGGAUUGCAAAACCUCUAUCUUUAUUGGGAUGUCUGGUUUUUUGCCCUUGACAAAGGUAAGAACAUUGGGAUUUCUAAUGUGCCAUUUAAAGUCUAAAGCUUCCCAGAUGACUCCCGUGGUCAUUGUCUUUACUCUGAUCGUUUACAACUGCCUAACUGAUUACAGUUGUUUGGCUUGAUUACAUGGCCAGGGUAGCAUAAAAACCCUGCUGGGAACUUAUAAUUUGAGCUCUCCCAAGUAAAGAUUCCUCACACAGAUCAUGGUGAUUCUAUCCAAAGAUAGAUGACUGCUCCAUAUCCUUGUUAGCACUUGGUAUUUUAACUUUCAAAUUUUAUCCUUGUGGGUGUGUCUUGGUGGUUUUCAUUGGCGUUUCUUUUUUUUUUUUUUUUAAAGAUUUAUUUAUUUAUUUAUACAAGCACUGGGUACAGUCAGAAUCGCAGGAGGGUGAGAGGAUUCACCAGAGCCACAGCAGGGAACAGAACAGGCAGAGUGACGAAGUACACUGCUGAGGGGAGCAGUGGGCAUGGCAGGAGAGGUCUGCGCGCCAUGUGGGACCCUUGCCCGGCAGCAGGGGAUCGAACCGGCGCUGCAGAGGCUGCGGGCAGCUUCGCAGCCCAGCACUCAACCGCUGAUGCGCCACCAGGGGAGGCCCCCAUUGGUGUUUCUUGAUGACUGGUGUUAUAAAGGUAAAUACAACUAACAAAGACCUUUUUUUUAAAGAUUUAUUUUAUUUAUGCAUACAAGAGCAGGGGUGUAGGCCAGAGGUGCAGUGGAUGAGAGGAUUCACCAGAGACAGAGUGGGAAGCGAAACAGGCACACUGAAAUACACUGCUAAAGGGAGCAGCAAGCAAGACAGGAGAGGUCUGCUGCACCAUUUGGGUUCCUUGGCUGAGGAUCGAACUUGUGCUGUCGUGGCUGCUGAUAGCUUGAUAGUGUUGAGACUUAACCCCUUGCGCCACCAGGGAGGCCCAAGGAGAAAGACAUUUUAAAAGAACAAAUAUGCAGUAAAACCACGUAGAAAGGAAAGAAUGAGCUCUCUGUGGGAUGCAGGAUAGUGAUUUCCACAUGUGGGGUGAUAGAAUGGGCUAGAGGGAAUAUAGUUAGAUUAGGUUAUUGUCAAGUUUCUAGCUUUCAAUGUUUAGUAUCCCAGCCUGAUGCUCCCCUCCCUGAUGCUUCUGUGCCAUGACACAUGGUGUUUUGUUUUUUUUUUUAAAAGAUUUAUUUAUUUAUACAAGAACCAGGGUAAAGGCCAGAUGCACGGGAGGGUGAGAGGAUUCACCAGAGCUAGAGCAGGGAACAGAACAAGCAGACUGACGAAAAAUACACUGCUGAGGGGAGCUGUGGGCGAGAUAGGAGAGGUCUGCCACGCCAUGUGGGAUUCUCGCCAGCCAGCUGGGAUUGAACCUGUGCUUCAGAGGCUGCGGACAGAUUCACAGGGUGGCGCUCAACCGCCCGCGCCAUCAGGGAGGCCCGACACAUGGUCUUUUCUAUCUGAAUGCCCUUUUCUCUCUGUUCUUGAUAGCCCAAAUUUCUAAGCACUCCGAGAACCUUGUCCUGACCCCUCUACAAUGGACUGAUUUGUUCUUCUAUGCUUCCCCAGCCCUCAGAAUACACGGUGAAUAUAGCACUUACUAUUUUUCUCUUUUUUAAAGAUCUAUUUAUUCAUGCAUACAAGAACCAGGUACAGGCCAGAUGUGCGGGAGGGUGAGAGGAUUCACCAGAGACAAAGUGGGUAAUAGAACAGGCAGACAAACCGAAAUACACUGCUGAGGGGAGCAGCGGGCAAGACAGGAGAGGUCUGCGGCACCAUGUGGGUAUCUCCCCAGCUGGCCGGGAUUGAACCAGCACUGCAGAGGGUGCUGACAGCUUCACAGCGCUGCGCUCAAAUGCCUGCCCCAACAGGGAGGCCCUAUUUUUCUCUUUUCAUCCCAAACUGGGUAUUAUUUGGGACAGGAAGCUAGUAUUUAUUUAUGCAUACAAGAACUGGGGUACAGGCCAGAAAUGCAGGGGUGAGAGGAUUCAUCAGAGACAGAGUGGGGAACAGAACAGGCAAAUUGAAUGAAAUACACUGCUGAGGGGAGCAGUGGGUGAGGCAGGAGAGGUCUGCUGCGCCAUAUGGGUCACCUCCCUGGCAUGGGAUUGAACUCAUCCUUCAAUGCCUGCGGAUUGCUUCAUAGUGCUGACGCUUAACCCCCUGAGUCACCAGGGAGGCCCUAGUAUUUAUUUUUGCAUCCUUGAUACUUACUAGGUAGUCGGUACAUAUUGAGUAUCUCUUAUGUGCUAGAUCAAAACCUAGAGAGAGUGAUGAGCAGGAUAGAAAAGGUUUUUGUUUUCCUGGGUUGUACAAUCUAGUGAGUAAUGUAGACAUGUAGUAGCAAAUGAAUUACAAUUAAAUUUUGAGUGAGCAAAAUACUGAGAGAAUUAUGGAAUGCAUAAAUAUGGGGGACCUAAGGUAGCCUGGAGGAAAAGGAAGACUUAUAGAUCAGUGAAGCAGAAGGUGCUGGUGUUGACAUGUGGUGGGGCAGGGGACGGGAGGUGUUCUCACAGAGAAAUCACAACUGAAGCUCCUGAGGCAGAAAAGAGUAUAUUUCAGUAUUUCAGUGCCUGAAAGAGGUCUAAUAUGCUGCAGCACGGAGAAAUGGAUAUGGUUGUGAAAUAGGUUAGAGAAGCCAGCUGCACUGGAGUGGGUAUUUUAUCCUGAGUAAUUGGAAACCAUUGCAGGAGUUUUAAGCCAGAAUAUGAUCUGAUCAGAUUUCCAGAAGCCUCCCACUUGGAAUCUGAUUAUCAGUAGUAUUUGCUGAAUGAGGAAAUUAAAUAACUGGCUCAACAGAAAAUAUUUCUGAAGGUCAGUCUUAUUCUUCAGCUUACUCAGCCUUUAUCUCUGAGUAAACUGGUACAGCUGAACUCCAAGCUACUCAGGCCAUGCUUUGAAGAAAUGCUAGGAACUCAUUUGGAAAAUCAGGUGUGGUCUGAGGAGGGUGACCAGAAUGAAGAGGGAACUGAGAGUCCUAGUCUAAGAAGAAUUGGGAGAAUUGAGAAUAUUUUUUAAAGGUUUAUUUAUUUAUGCAUACAAGAACUGGGGUACAGGCCAGAGGUGUGGCAGGUGAGAGGAGUAACCAGAGACAGAGUGGGGAAUAAAACAGGAAGAUUGACUGAAAUACACGGCUGGGGGAAGCAGCAGACGAGUCAGGAGAGGUCUGCUGCGCCAUGUGGGUUGCUCCCUGGCGGGGGAUCGAACUCGUGCUGCAGUGGAUGCGGAUAGCUUCAUAGGUUGCCUCUUAACCCCUUGCACCACCAGGGAGGCCCAGAAUUGAGAAUAUUAAGCCAGAAAAGUGGAAGAUGUGGGCAAGAAAGAUGCCAUCUCUGAAAAUAGGACUCUUCUGAGGCAGAGGAAGCAGAUAUGUUUUGAGUGUCCCUGGGGACAGGGCCAGGUACGAUAGAAGUUAUAGUGAGCUAAAUUGCAAAUCAACAUAAGAAAACCUUUAAAUUAGUGUUUUCUGAACCAUGAUUUACAACCAUGAUUCAUUUGGGAUCAAGAAAUCAAUUUUGUGGGCAUGGUAAGCAUUGGGACUUACCAUAGAUAACUAGUUACUUUUCCUCCUGGUCACUUAGCAGAAUUGCCUUCCCUACUUCCUCUGCCAUUGGGCCUGACUGCAUGGCUUUUCUAUGAAAUAUUAGUGGAAGUGGUAUGUGUCAUUUCUGCAUGAAAGCUUUGAGAAUGAGAUUCAGAUUUACCAUGUCAUUCUGGCCGUAGUGAACAUGGAAACAUUUAUUGAGAUGGAACCUACUUCAGCCUGAGUGCCCAAGUGAUUGUAUUUGAGUAGCCCCCUGUGGACAUGCAGUAGACAUGUGGCAAGAGUGAAAAAUAACAGUUGUGUUAGGCCCCUGAGAGUUUGUAUUGUUAUUGAAGUCUAUCUAACUGAGUCUAUCUUGUCUGAUACAGCAAGAAUUGUACAGUUCCUCAUUUUUUGUGAAAGAAAAUGCCACCCGUAGUAGUGGUAAAUAUUUUGUGAAACAUUUGCUUUAGUGUGUGUGUAGAUAGACACAUUAUUAGGCUUCAAUUUAAAAUAGGUUUAGAGGCCUCCCUGGUGGCAUAGGGGUUAAAUCUCAGUGCUAUCCCUUAUCACCGUUGUGGCCUGAGAUUGAUCCUGGCCAGGGAGCUAACUCACAUGGUGCAGCAGACCUCUCCUGUCUCACCUGCUGCUCCCCUCAACAGUGUAUUUCGGUAGAUCCACCUGUUCUGCU
This is a messenger RNA of Talpa occidentalis (Iberian mole), 8916 nucleotides long. It is a transcript of the gene NSUN4, whose product is annotated as NOP2/Sun RNA methyltransferase 4. Bases 1109 to 2116 code for a protein of 335 amino acids. Gene Ontology annotation, cellular component: mitochondrial large ribosomal subunit. Gene Ontology annotation, biological process: rRNA methylation. NCBI's taxonomy places the organism in Eukaryota, Metazoa, Chordata, Mammalia, Eulipotyphla, Talpidae. The record is from RefSeq and is a predicted model, not a curated record. The transcript is spliced from 7 exons. Gene Ontology annotation, molecular function: methyltransferase activity.